Seminavis robusta is the source of this 3951-nucleotide messenger RNA. NCBI's taxonomy places the organism in Eukaryota, Bacillariophyta, Bacillariophyceae, Naviculales, Naviculaceae. The record is from the annotation of a GenBank genome assembly.
AUGAAGCUCCCACUGGUCGGCAAUAAGAAGAAGAGGCGCUCCUCUAUGGAUCAGACGAGUCGCCGCCACAGUGUAACGAGCACUAGUCUGCGCAACUCGGAUACUUGCUUGGACUAUGUACACGUGGUAACUGCACGCAACUCAGGAGGAUCAGGUCCUUUUGGUCCCGGGAGCUUUGCCGUCCACGACAACGGCAAUGGGAGUAUCUUAAGCAGCCACGGACAUGCUUAUCUCCCCCACGCUAUGUAUGGUGGAGGAGACGAUGGCGUAAGUGCCCUGAGCAGUGGCUUCACCAAGGGCCGCGAUUCUUCUGGCUUUAGUUUAGGCGUGGAUUCCUCGUGGGAAAAGCCGCGGGAAAACCCCACUGAUGUCAUUGAGCCCCGCUCGGAAAACUUUCGUAGAUCGAUGGAGCUUUCGCAGAGUGUCAGUCAACGACGGUCUACUACUAGUACAUCAGGUACAAGUUGCAUGAGACUGAACAAACUCAAGUUGGACUUACACGCUGAUCAGAGACUUUAUGGAAGAGACGCACAGGUUCAAAAGCUCCGAGACGCCUUUCAAAACACACGAAAUACACGUAGUAGACAGCUCGUCGAGAUUUCAGGAGUUUCCGGUUCGGGCAAAUCAGCACUAGCCUAUCAGUUACGCAAGCUAGUCCGGCAAAAGGGAGGAUUCUUCCUUAGUGGCAAGUAUGAGCAACAGAACCAAUGCUGCACAUCCAUUACGGGCACUUCCCGUGGCACGGUCCAUAGCUAUAACAGCAAUGCAGUAGAACCUUAUGCAGCCUUUACCAUGGCUUGCAGAGAGCUUUGCGAUGCUCUACUUGCUCAUAAGGAGAAUCCCAUGCACCAGGGAGACAAGUGGCAGUUCUCCUUUCAAGAUGUCCAAGCUAAACUCCAGCAAGAACUGGAUACGGAAACCUUGCAAGUACUGACCACCGUCUUUCCGGAUCUGCUUCAAAUUGUGGGGGGCUCCUAUCUUCCCGCAGAUACUACUGCACCAAAACAAGACCAUCCAUCAAGUCACCACGAGUCCAACAGCCAUGUUAAUAAUUCGACGAGAUCGGUCAUGUCCACAGCAACAGCCACCCAAAACGAUUCCUACUCGGUCAGCAUGGGAUACAAUGAGGCCAAAAAUAGAUUCAAUUUUGCCAUUCGAAAACUACUCCAUAUCAUUGCAUCCUUUGGACGCGUAUGCUUGUUCCUCGAUGAUUGUCAUUGGGCCGAUGCGGCCUCACUCGAUCUCAUUCAAAACAUUGUCACUGAACCCAAUACCAACACGGCUAAUCAUGCAGGUACAGGUUGUGGCAAUGAAUAUAUUCAGAACGGGGUCUUGAUCUUGGUCAGCUACCGCACCGAACAAGUUACAGAGGAACAUCCACUCAAACAAACAUUAAUGGUCAUUCAAGAACACUGCAAAAAUAGCAAGAAUCCAAACUCCUUCACCAUCAUCACACAACAACUACAAGUCCAAAACUUGGAUCGAAAUCAAGUCAACGAGCUACUCGCGGAUGUCCUCUCGGCCAAUAAUUCAUCAACACAACAACAAGAAACCAUGCCCCUGGCUGAUUGCAUUCAUCGCAAGACAGAAGGAAACCCACUGUAUGUCAUUCAGCUACUCAAGUCAUUGGCCAGCAAGCAACUGACCGAUACGCCCCUUCUCACAUUCAACUUGGAAAAACUCCAAUGGGAAUGGGACUUGGAACAAAUUGAGGUCCGAGAACGAGCCUCGGAAAAUGUAGUCGAAAUGAUUGGAGCUAAGCUACAGAAUCUACCCGAUGGAAUACGGCGGCUCUUGCCCGUCGUGGCUUGUCUCGGGGCAUCCUUUGAAGUCUCCAUUCUCGAACGAGUCGUACCUCAUUUUAACCAGCUCCUCAGUAACAAUACCGGUAGGAGAAAUAGGAGUCGUUCCAACGUUACAACCAACACCGAAAUGCCCACUCCCGACGAAAACGAAAACACGGACGAUAGUACUGUUCCACCGGACGUCUUUUUGAAGCGAUGCGUGGCAGAAGGAAUUCUGUACAAACAAAACGACAAGAUCAAAUGGGAGCAUGACAAAAUUCAGGAAGCGGCAUAUGCGCUAUUGGAGGAGAGAGAACUCGUGGACCGAAGGCUCCAGCUGGGGCGCUUUCUCAUGGCCGAGUACGGACAGGCAGACUUGGAUCGAUACGUGUUCAUUCUGGCGGGGCUCUUGGAUUGUGAUACGGACCAUUUGCCUGUGGGAGAAGAUAAUCGGCUCAUACUGGCGGACCUCAACUGGAAAGCUGGCGUCAAGGCCAUGAAGUCAGCCGCCUAUGUCAGUGCGGUCAUGUAUCUGGACAGAGGCAUGAGAUUGCUACCCACCAACGAUCCAUGGCACUGUCAUUACGAGUUGAGCUUGGAACUCUACUCGUCGGCCGCGCAAGCACACUUUUGCGUCGGGGAUUUGGACAAGGCACGCAUCUGCUGUGAACAUGUGUGUUGGGCCAUGCCUGGCCGGCCUAUCCUGGACAAGCAACGUGCCUACAAUGUGUGGAUGGAAACAAUCAAUGCCCAAGGUCACACGGAAGAAGCCAUGGAAAAGUGUAUAGAAGUCCUCGCACAGCUAGGACUGAAAUUCCCAAAGUAUGGAUGGACCAUGCAUAUCAUGGCAUCUAUGCUCAAAACCGAGCUCUCCGUACAGACAUUGGAAAAGCGCAUUCUAGAACUCCCAGUCAUGACUGAUCCAUCCCGGAAAUGGGCCAUGCAGUUGCUCGAUAUGCUCAGCACAUACAGCUAUCAAUGCCAGUCCAGCAUGUUCCCUCUUGUCAUCUUAAAAAGUUUCCAAUACACCAUCAAGCAUGGAAUUUGUGACUACACGCCUCCGAUGUUGUGUACGACGGGGAUGCUUAUGGCAGCCGUAUUCUCCGACCUGCAAGGGUGCAGCAAAUUUGGAAAAGCGGCGUUGGCGCUUUACGACCGCGACGAAAUCAGUCAAUCAACCAAGUCUCGAACACUUUUCAUCGCAGCCGGCUUUACUCUGCACUGGCGAACCCCCCCAUCCCAUAUCCGCUUGUAUUUCUUGGAGGGAUACAAAGUGGGUAUGGCGUGUGGCGAUGCAGUUAACGCCUUGUGGUCCAUCUUUUGCUAUCUCGAAUCGGGAUUCCACAUGGGUGUGCCACUUGGGAUCUUGGAGAAGGAUUGCCUGGCAUACGUCCAGCAAAUGGUGGAUCUCAAGCAGGACAAGAUAUCCUUGCCGACAAGGGCAGUGUGGCAAAUGAUACUGACCAUGCGUGGCCGUCCGGAGGAUUGGGCUCCACUCCUGAGAAUUGCAGAACGCGCCGAUACCGACGGAAACUCGAAGAGCCACAUUGAACGAUUGCAUUUGCACAGCACAUUCUGGGCUGGCGACUACCAAAAGACGGUCAAACUGAUCGAAAAGCACAACGUUUACAAGGGAGAGUUUGACAAGAUCUUCCACGGAGCUCACGCGAUGCCUUCACUGCAUAUGAAUUGCGCCGUGGCAUUCUUUGCCUUGUAUGCUGAAACGAAGAAGAACAAGUACAAGCAAAUGGCCGCUUUUCAUUCUAAAAAGAUCAAGGCAUGGUCCAAGAAUGGCAAUCCAAACAUUUGCCGGUAUUUCUGCUUUGUCAGAGCAGAGCAAGCAGCACUCGAUAAGAACCCGUUUCCUGAGGCGGUCAAGCUAUUCAAAGAAGCCAUCCUCCUUUCAGAGCAACAGAGCGUCCCCCAUGAUCGAGCUCUGGCGCAUGAACGUCUUGCCGCCUUGUACAUCCGCCAUGGCUUGACAAGCGAUGCCCAGAAUCAUCUCAAAGAAGCAGCUGCGCUCUUCAACAAUUGGGGCUCUCCCAGCCGAAGCAGGGCAGUCUACAACCCCGAGGAGUAUGCCAGCGAAUCGAAUGAAGUGACGUUUGCUACGUCGCCAGCGAUAGUUCCCGAGACGCGCGCACAAGCCAUUCUCUCCAGUGGCUAG